Melanaphis sacchari is the source of this 3411-nucleotide messenger RNA. RefSeq lists its product as uncharacterized. The record is from RefSeq and is a predicted model, not a curated record. NCBI's taxonomy places the organism in Eukaryota, Metazoa, Arthropoda, Insecta, Hemiptera, Aphididae. Bases 1 to 3411 code for a protein of 1136 amino acids. The transcript has a single exon.
AUGCCCGAUGAAAAUAACGAAUUGGCUGCUUUUGUUCUACGCCGUGGACAGAUAAAAGCACAACUCACUCGUUUUCAAACAUUUCUAAAUGAGCCAAAGUCCAAGAUCAUAACGCAAUUAAGAUUAAGGGCUGAGAAAAUUCGCGAAGCAUGGAGCGAAUUCGACGCAAUUCAAAACAAUAUCGAAAUGUUAGACGUUAGUAAUAAUGAGCAAUUACAAUAUAGGUCUGCGUUUGAAGAUCUAUAUUUCGAUUUAAUGACCCAAGUUGACGAUAAGCUAUCGGGAACCAACGCGUCCGUACAAAAUCAACAAACAAUACAGGGUGAUCAAAUCGAAGUCACAAAAAAUCAUAAUUUUUCAUUAGUAAAACUCAAACCGUUAGAGAUUCCUACAUUUAUGGGAAAGUUCGAGGAUUGGGUUACAUUUCAAGACAUAUUUUGCGCAUUGGUACACACAAAUAAAUCAAUAACAGAUAUUGAAAAAUUUUGUUAUUUAAGAAAUGCACUAGAAGGUGAAGCUAGUUCAUUAAUUAAAAAUUUAGAAACAUCGUCAACAAAUUACGAAAUUGCAUGGAGAAUAAUUACAACGAGGUACAACAAUACUCGAAUGUUAAUACAAACACAUACGAAGCGCAUAUUCGAUUUGGAGCCGAUUAACAAAGAAUCGGCUAUUAAGUUAAAAAACUUAACCGAUUCACUAAAUGCACACAUUCAAGCGUUAAAAGCAUUAAAACAUGAUCCGUACAAUUGGGGUGCAUUGCUACUUCAUGUCAUUUAUACAAAACUUGACACAAAUUCAAUACGUCAGUGGGAAGUAGAAGUGUUGAGAGACGACUUACCGAGUGUGCAGUCAAUGAUGGAGUUCCUGGGAAAGAGAUGUCAAAUGUUGGAGUCAGUCGAAAAUGCAAAAAUGUUAAUAUUCAAGCAAAAUGAUCCAAAUUAUUCGUCAACCAAAACCUCAAAAUUUAGAACCUCAAAAAAAGAGGCAUCGACAUUCCUAACAACGUAUAAAAUGAAAUGUUACUUGUGUCAGCAACCGCACCCAAUAUAUAAAUGUACUGUAUUCUUAGCACUUAAUAUACCUUCUAGAAUAAGCAAGGUCAACGAGUUGAAAUUAUGCAGUAAUUGCUUAAAAAAGUCCGACCAUCGGGUAAACCAAUGUCCCGCGAGGAAAUGUGGAAAAUGUCAAAAACUACAUAAUUCACUCUUACAUCAAGAAAAAGAAGCCAGCUCGGAAGAAGGAAAUAUACAAGGUAACGGAUCAAACGAUGCAGUAGUGGUAGCGCAUACUGUAGAUGCCGCCGACACCGAUAAUCAAGUACUAUUGGCGACGGCAAUAAUAAAAAUAUCAAGUUCCGCCGGCAGAAAUAUACACGGCCGAGCAUUAUUAGACAACGGGUCUCAAAGUAAUUUUAUUACGAAUCAUUUGGUACAUAAACUGGGUCUCAAACGUCAUAAAGUAAAUAUACCGAUAUGCGGAAUAAGCGAGUCGAAGAACAAUAUAAAGUACAAAGUAACAGCUGUCGUGCAAUCAUUAAAUAGUUCGUACGUAACGUCAAUCGAGUUUUUAGUGUUAUCAAAAAUAACAGGUUCAUUACCGCAUACACCUAUACGCGCCAUAAGCAUUCCCGACAACGUUAAUGUUGCAGACCCUUCAUUUAAUUGUCCGGGCAAUAUCGACGUUCUUAUCGGAGGUGAUACCUAUUGGAAUAUAAUGUGUAAUGAGAAAUUAAAAACCAAAGACGGUCCGUAUUUGCAAAAAACAUUAUUCGGAUGGGUGGUUGUAGGUAAAACAUCAACACAAUUAAGUACAACAAAGUUAAAUUCGUGUCUACUAACAACUCAAAAUCAAUACCAAAAUUUGGAUAACAAAAUAGAGUUAUUUUGGAAAAUGGAGGAACUAUCGUCGAAGCACAAUUUCACGGACGAAGAAAAAUCGUGUAUAACGCAUUUUAACGAAAACCUCGCUCAAAACGAGGACGGUAGAUUUAUAGUUAAAUUACCGUUCAAAGAAAAUUGUCAUCAGCUGGGUAACUCAUACACCUCAGCUCUACGUAGAUUUCUAUCAUUAGAAAAACGGUUAAUAAAGAAUCCCGAACUAUACAUGAAGUAUAAAAUGUUUAUGACUGAGUACGAAAAUCUUAAUCAUAUGGAACGCGUUUAUGAUACGGGCGGCGAUAAGCAGUUAAUCGAUUCCGCGAAAUAUUUUUAUCUACCGCACUCAUAUGUAAUUAACGAUCGUAGUAGAACGACAAAGUUACGCGUCGUGUUUGACGGGUCAGCAAAGACUAGUAGCGGUGUGUCAUUAAAUGACACACUAAUGAACGGACCAAAAAUACAACCAGACCUAUUAGAUAUCGUGGUACGUUUCAGAACAUAUAAAUAUGCAUUUUCGGCGGAUAUAACGAAAAUGUAUCGUCAGGUGUUAGUUCACGAAGACCAUCGCGACUAUCAGCGUGUAUUAUGGAGAUCAGAUCCAAAUGAUGAAGUAAAGGUAUAUAGACUAUGUACUGUUACUUAUGGGUUGGCGCCAGCAGGUUUUUUAGCAAUAAGUUGCAUCAAUCGUCUCGGCGAUAAGACCACUAACACGAAGUUAAAAGAAAUAAUUAAAAAUGAUUUUUGUGUAGACGAUUGCCUGACCGGGGCAGAUUCGUUGUUGGAAGCAAUUGAAUUGCGCAACGAAUUAAUUUCGAUUAUGCGAGGUGGGGGAUUUGAACUAUCGAAAUGGACAACGAAUCAUACAGAUUUACUUCUAAAUCAUAAUAAAAAUGAAAUAACGACCGUACCAAUGGAUAGGGAAAGCGUGAAAACUUUAGGUUUAUACUGGGAGCCGAAAAGUGAUUACUACACGUAUGUCGUACAAGUACCGAAGGUAAAAGGUGAAGUAACAAAAAGACACAUUCUUGCAGGCCUAGCAACGUUAUUUGACCCAUUAGGCCUAGUAGGCCCGAUAAUAUUGAUGGGAAAAAUAUUGUUACAAAGUUUAUGGCGCGAAAAAAUCGGUUGGGACAGCCCAGUUCCACAUCACAUACAAUUGGAGUGUGAAACAUACAAUAAUUGUCUAAAUGAGCUCAAUUCAUUUAGUAUACCUCGGUGGCUGGGUUCCGACAAGAAUAAACAAAUAGAGAUACACGGAUUCGCUGAUGCAUCUAUGAAGGCAUACGGUGCGUGUAUAUAUAUGCGCACAAUAGACACGGACGGCAUCGUUAAAUCGCAAUUAGUAUGUGGAAAGUCUCGUAUCGCGCCAGUAAAGGUUAUUUCAAUCCCCAGACUAGAGCUAUGUGCAGCACUUCUCUUAUCGCGUCUAAUAAACGUAAUUAUACCUGCACUUAAUCUGAAUAUAUUACGACGAUAUUUAUGGACGGAUUCGACCGUCACGUUAGAUUGGAUAUCCGCGGAGUCGAACAGGUGA